UAAAGCCUCUGCUCCACUUUCCCUGCUCUCCCUCUGCUUCAGUAAAGACCCACCCACCCCCCGGUGUUACAGUGCUGCAUCUCCAUCUGAUCGGGGCGCUGCACCUGCCGCCAUCGUUAUCAAUAGCCUAUAAUGGAAAUACAGCAAGGACGCACUUUUAUCUAGACGGGCGCCGCACCGCGGAGUCAAGACUGGGGGCACAAUGAGUGACAACUAUGAGGCGUCGGUCACCCCCAGCUGGCUGACCCCUGACCCCACAGCCUGGUCCAGCAGUGGAGACGGAUUCACGGACAACGCCACCUACUCAUCUCUGGACUCCUUCCCCCCGGUGCCCCCUCUCCUGGUCAACCCCUGGGACAUCUUGCUGUGCUCCUCAGGGACCCUCAUCGCCUGUGAGAACGCCCUGGUGGUGCUGGUGAUCUGGCAGAACCCGUCUCUCCGAGCCCCCAUGUUCCUGCUGAUCGGCAGCCUGGCCCUGGCUGACCUCCUGGCUGGUCUGGGCCUGGUGCUCCACUUCACCUUGGCCUACCUGCUGAGGUCUGACUCGGCCCAGCUGCUGACUGUGGGUCUGGUGGUGGCCUCCUUCUCAGCCUCUGUCUUCAGCCUGCUGGCCAUCACCAUAGACCGCUACCUGUCACUCUACUACGCCCUGACCUACAACUCAGAGCGCACCGCCGCCUUCACCUACACCAUGCUGGUCCUCCUCUGGGGCCUGUCCUUCUGUCUGGGCCUACUUCCCGUCAUGGGUGUGAACUGCCUGGCGGAGGAGUCGACGUGCAGCGUGGUGCGCCCGCUGACUAAGAACAACGUGGUGGUGCUGUCCGUCUCCUUCCUGCUGCUGUUUGGCCUCAUGCUGCAGCUGUACGUCCAGAUCUGUAAGAUCGUCAUGCGUCACGCCCACCAGAUCUCCCUGCAGCAUCACUUCCUGUCCACCUCACCCCACUACGUCACCACCAGGAAGGGCGUGUCCACGCUGGCCAUCAUCCUGGGGACGUUCGCUGCCUGCUGGAUGCCCUUCACCGUCUACUCCCUCGUCGCCGACUACACGUACCCACCGCUCUACACCUACGCCACCCUGGUGCCCGCCACCUACAACUCAGUCAUCAACCCAGUGAUCUACGCCUUCAGGAACCAGGAGAUCCAGCAGGCUCUGUGGCUGGUGUGUUGUGGCUGUAUACCGGCCAGGGUGGCCCACUGUGCCCGGACCCCCAGCCACGUCUGACCCAGACCCAGGCCCUGGAAGGGAAGGAGAGAGGUGCCCUGGGAAGAGGAAGGUAGGGAGGCAGGCAGGCGGUCUGGGCUCAAGCUGGGUCUACUCCAUGGCUCUGUGUCUCCAUGGCUGGGCUGUAUCCAGUGAUGGAUGGAGGUGGAGGGAUAAGUAGAGUACAGUAUAUAUCUUUGAGUAUAGGGCUUUAGCCCAUUGCCUGUGAUGGGAUAGGCGGAUGGAUGGCUGUGGAAGUGAGUGGUGGAGGAUUUGGUGUUUUUGCUCCAUGCAAUCAAUCAAUCAAUCAAAUUUUAUUUAUAAAGCCCUUUUUACAUCAGUAGAUGUCACAAAGUGCUGUACAGAA
Coregonus clupeaformis (lake whitefish) is the source of this 1568-nucleotide messenger RNA. It is a transcript of the gene gpr12, whose product is annotated as G protein-coupled receptor 12. The record is from RefSeq and is a predicted model, not a curated record. Gene Ontology annotation, cellular component: membrane. Gene Ontology annotation, biological process: G protein-coupled receptor signaling pathway. Gene Ontology annotation, molecular function: G protein-coupled receptor activity. The coding region runs from base 203 to 1222 and encodes 339 amino acids. The transcript is spliced from 2 exons. Lineage: Eukaryota; Metazoa; Chordata; Actinopteri; Salmoniformes; Salmonidae.